AUGGGCAGUGGUGCCACCAUGGCGGACCUGCGCUUCUUCUCCCCUAUCGGUCCGCCAUGGUGGGUUGGCAGUAAGGCAGUAACUGAAGAUGAGGACAGGCGCUGGUGUCGAUCGGGACAUUCUGAGGUUGGCGAUUGGUCUGCUUUGUUACUCAUCACCCAAAUCUCUGCCUCAAACACACAGAGGGAGGAGUUGUUGCCGUCCUUGCACAUCUUGGGUGAUGUUUUGCUCAACACUGGUGUUAGAGGAGCUGCAGGUUGUGUUGCCUUUUAUGCCAAGGAUUUUGUGAAAGCAAAAGCACUUGAUAACUGUUUCAGUGAAACUGUUUCUGACGUCGACUGGCACUAUGAGGAGUGUAAGUUGUCACGGAUGGGUCCACCUGCCACUAUCGUCACCAUUGAUGAGGAAAGUCUAAAUGGUACCGUUCUUGUGGAAAACAUGCAGAUCAAUGGUCGCGCUCAGGAUCCAGAUAGAACCAUCUCCUUGACGCUGCUGGACAACUAUGAUUACUGGGUUAUCCUUGACCCUGCGCUGCAGAGACUGUAUCUCAACAGCACUGGACGAGUGCUGGACCGAGACCCACCCAGUUCCAUCACCACCAUCGUGGUUCAGAUUCAGUGCACCAAUGAGCUGGUGGGAACAAUUAUUCUGCAUGAAGUACGGAUAGUGGUGAGGGACAGAAAUGACAACACACCUCGUUUCCAGCAACCUCGUUACUAUGUAUCAGUUAAUGAGCUCACUCCUGUCAGUACCACCAUCUUCACCGGCUUCUCAGGAAACAACGGAGCCAUGGACAUCGAUGACGGACCAAAUGGACAGAUCGAAUAUGCCAUUCAGUACAACCCAAAUGACCCGAUGUCAAACAGGACUGUGCGUGUUGCUGGGACUCUGUCUGGUAACAUUGUUUUGGCAGAGAGGCUGAACUAUGAGGAGAGAACUCGCUAUCUAAUUAUAGUCCAGGCCAAUGACCGGGCUCCGUAUCCGGGAACUCGACGUACGGCAACCACGACUCUAACUCUGGAUGUUUCGGAUGGAGAUGAUCUGGGUCCGAUGUUCCUCCCAUGUGUUCUGGUCAACAACACACAGGACUGUAACCCUAUCACAUACCGUCUGGCCAUUCCUGAGCUCACUGACCCGAGUAAACUGAACCCUCUGAAUGUGACUCCUCCCAUUCGAGCCAUCGACCAGGACAGAAACAUCCAGCCCCCCUCAGACAGACCCGGAAUCCUGUACUUCCUACUGGUUGGUCAACCUGCUACAUACCCAGAAUUCUUCUCACUCAACAGAAGCACGGCUGAGCUGCGGCUGCUGAAGCCUGUGGACAGAGAGCUGUAUCAGCGCUUCAAUCUUGUCAUUAAGGCCGAGCAGGAUAACGGUCACCCUCUUCCUGCAUACGCUAACCUGCAGAUUGAAAUUCUGGAUGAGAACAAUCAGGCGCCAUAUUUCCAGCGAUCCUCGUACCAGGGCUUCAUCAGUGAGUCUGCCUCGGUUGGCACCACCAUCUCAGGGAGCGCCAACCUCACGGCCCCACUGGGCAUCAUCGCACUGGAUAAUGACAUAGAAGAGACAAAAGAUCCUCAGCUGAAGAUCACUCUGAAUGACUACACCUCCAUCUUCUCCAUCACAUCUACUGGCAUCACACGCUACCUUACUCUACUGAAACCAGUGGACCGAGAGAUACAGACCAACUACACCUUAACGUUGGUGGCAUCUGAUGGCGUUCAACAGAGCAGACCCGUGACGGUGGACAUUCUGGUCAUCGAUGCGAAUGACAACACGCCCACUUUUAGUCAGGUGUCAUACAGUGUGGAGAUCUUCACUAAUAUGCUGCCUGGAGAGACCAUCCUGCAGCUGACGGCUCAGGACGCUGACGCUGGUUUAAACGGCCUCAUCACAUACGCCAUCCUGGCUGGAGAUCAAGGUGAUUUCAUCAUCAACAACCGCACAGGACGAAUCACGUUAGCACCAGGGGUCACGCUGAGCGUCGGCCGAUCCUAUGCACUGACCGUCAGAGCGUCAGACAACGCCCCCGACCCCCGGACGAGGAGCUCCAUAACUACGGUCUAUAUAGAGGUUCUGCCACCCAACAAUCAGAGUCCACCACGAUUCCCCCUACAGACCUACAACCUGGAGAUCAGCGAGGCCAUGAGGAUAGGAGCCAUACUGCUAAAUCUGCAGGCUACAGACCGUGAGCUGGAUCCGAUCACUUAUCAGAUAGCAAGCGGUGACCCGCAGCAGGUCUUCAACCUUUCACGAACUAUAGGUCUUCUGCUGCUGGCCAAACCUCUGGACAGAGAGACCAUCGACCAGUAUCGUCUCAUCGUCACGGCAUCCGACGGCCACCCAGGAGGGAUUUCCACGGCCACUGUCAGCAUUGUCAUCACGGAUGUUAAUGACAACGACCCCACCUUCGACCUCACUCUACCCAGAAAUCUGACCGUGAGGGAGGAAGAGGCCAAUGUGUUCGUGGGUCAAGUCAGGGCCACCGAUCCUGAUGGCGGGCUCAACGGUCAGGUCCAAUACCGUUUGCUCUCCUUUGUGUCUCUGUUCACCAUAAACGCCACGGGAAGCAUCUUCACUGCGGUUCCGUUGGACCGAGAGACACGGAGCCGGUACGAUCUGAUCGUGGAGACGUCAGAUGGAGCAGUGGAACCCCGCAGGACCACCAUUACACUGCUGGUGGAGGUGACAGACAUCAAUGACAACAGCCCUGUGUUUUCCCAGCCCAUCUACACCGUCAACGUCCCAGAAAACACCCCGGCUGGAACCGUCAUCCUGAGACUAAGUGCGGUGGAUGCCGAUCUCAUCUCUAACGUGACCUACAGAAUAAAAACAGAAGCUGCUCGGGCAGCUCUUUCGCGUGAACCGUCUGACCGGCGCCGUAUCAGGUCCUGCAGGCGCUAG
This is a messenger RNA of Cyprinus carpio (common carp), 2904 nucleotides long. RefSeq names its product protocadherin-15-like. Lineage: Eukaryota; Metazoa; Chordata; Actinopteri; Cypriniformes; Cyprinidae. Gene Ontology annotation, biological process: sensory perception of sound; inner ear development; homophilic cell-cell adhesion. The transcript has 22 exons. The record is from RefSeq and is a predicted model, not a curated record. Gene Ontology annotation, cellular component: cell-cell junction; stereocilium; plasma membrane. Bases 1 to 2904 code for a protein of 967 amino acids. Gene Ontology annotation, molecular function: calcium ion binding.